AUGGCCAAGAAAGCUGCUCUACACCUUUCCACCGUUGCGUCUCAUUCCCCCACUCCUAAAGAGGGUGAGACGAGAACAGUUGUCGGUCAUUCUGGUAGCCCCAGGUCGCUGCUCGGCGCCGUGGUACGCAGAAGUGACACAGAUGAUGGUGGGCCAGCCCUGGACCGUCCCUCAGUUCUGGGGGGGGGCUGUCUCAGGAAGCAGGAAAAGUUCACGCCGGAGUGUAAGUUUAAGGAGAGUGUGUUUGAGAACUACUACGUCACCUACUCAUCCAUCCUGUACAGACAGACCCAGUCAGGACGGGCGUGGUACAUCGGCAUCAACCGAGAUGGACAGGUCAUGAAAGGGAACCGUGUCAAGAAGACAAAGGGGGCUGCGCACUUCCUGCCUAAACUCAUUGAAGUGGCCAUGUACCGGGAGCCCUCUCUACACGACGUUGUGGAGCAGAGUCCGCCCAGGAAAACGCAGAAGACCUCCAGUGACUCGCCAGUGCUCCAGAACGGCAAGAAGGACCCUAAAUCCAAAACCAAAACCUCCACCUCCUAGCGCUUAAAGACACGGGUGGGAGGAGGGGUGGAGGACACGGGGCACUUGGCACCAGCGGACACCUGGACAGGGUUGUUAGGGCUACUCCCAAUGUGCAACACUGACCCUACAUGAACUCUACGUACCACAAUGCACUGGUGUAAAGUUGGAGAAACAAGUGGCGAAUGGGGAGCCCCUUUUACAUUCACAGACCCCCCACGCACCCACACCAGCCCUCCACCUUCUUAUUAUCAAAGCCUGGGAUAUAAAAGCAAUAACUCCACGAAGAGGUGAACAUCAUCGUAUAGCAUGUCACCACUGCGUGUUUAACUUGCUGGAAGAAAAAUCCCACACCGCCAUCAUCAGCGACAUGCUUCCAGUCAACCAAAUAUUUGAACAAAGUCUUCCUGGUUCUACCACAACGGGUGCAACAGUCAAAACGGUCCCUCAAACUUACUUUACAAACAAGUUUUCAUUUCCCCACAGGGUUCCAUGCUAAUGCAAGUCUGCCACAGAGACCCUUGCAGACUUUUUGUUCCGCAGCCAUCUGCUCAGUCCACUUCUUCCGUGUGUGUCAGCGACUUUGUGAGAUGGCCUGGAUACUUGUCAACCUCAUUCUGUUUGUGUGUGUGUGUGUGUGUGUGUGUGUGUGUGUGUGUGUGUGUGUGUGUGUGUGUGUGUGUGUGUGUGUGUGUGUGUGUGUGUGUUCCUUUCAUCUACCUUUCACCUUUGGCGCGAUUUGAUUAGUUUGUGACAUGGACUCAAUUUUCCACUCGGCCGCACAAGAAAACCCCUCCCGUCGUCCCUGGCUCUGUUAAUGGAGUCUGGGGCUGAUCACAAUCUUUUCGACCCUUAAACGAGGGGCCAAGAGCUCCCUCGACACACUGCAUAACCAACCACACACACACACACACGUAUUAUUACACUGGCAUAUACACACAUGCAGAAGUGUGCGUAUUCUGUACACAUCCUGAUAUAGAUGAGCAACGACAUCAGAAAAAUAAUCUCACGUUUUAACACUCAACACCACAACAUGCAUUAAGACACACAUGCACACAUGCUGACUUGGUGGGGGUUCGUGUGCAGGUGGGGGGGGGGGAUGAUGAGAAUAUCAGCAGGUAGUGAUGGAGCCUGACUGUGUAGCUUGUGAUUGCACUGCGAUAGCUUUUCUCGCUGUGGCUGGCCAUGCAUUGCACAUAACCCUUGAGGCCCGAGAAGUAUCUUGGGAUAUCACUCAAUUUGGUAUUCUUCCCAAAUAAUACAACCAUGUUUUUGUUUUCAAUUCUUGCAUCCAAAUUGUGAAAUAACAAUAUGGUAAAAAAAAGAAAAUGUUGUGUGUUCAAGUAUUUUAAAGGGGCACCCCACCUAUUUUACAUGUUGAAGUCACGGAGAGCCUGUUUAAGCCUAUGCAAACAUUUGUGUAGUGUCUUCUGGGGCUGUAUGGGAGCUUUGUCAAUUCUGAGAAAAUACUAGAUUGAGUAAUCUAAAGCCAUUUUCUCAAAUAACAAUGUCUGGAAUACCAAGUCAACAGGUAGACAUUUCUAUUUGCGUCUUUGCUGUCCUAGAUAGAAAAUUCCUCAACAUGCCCACUGGCUUGUCCUUAAGGCUUAGUAUUAUGAGUGGCUCUGUUCAUGCUUGGGCUUACAUUAAUCGAACUGCAAGCAAUGGGAAUCCACCACCACACUUUUGGUUGGAUAUUCUGGUCUGUUAUGCUAGUAGCGGCUAAUAUAACUUUGAGCGACUAUAGGCC
Messenger RNA from Notothenia coriiceps (black rockcod), 2275 nucleotides. Its product is annotated as fibroblast growth factor 14-like. Bases 1 to 546 code for a protein of 181 amino acids. NCBI's taxonomy places the organism in Eukaryota, Metazoa, Chordata, Actinopteri, Perciformes, Nototheniidae. The transcript has 3 exons. Gene Ontology annotation, molecular function: growth factor activity. The record is from RefSeq and is a predicted model, not a curated record.